GUAACGUAGCUCGACUAGAUUGUUGUUGGUGUCCCCAGGUACAGCAUAUGCUCGAUAAAGGCAGUGGUAAUUGGCCAGAUACAUGCGACCGAGCGUAGCAUAGCGUCGCACAUUCCAGGCAAGGAUUUCUCAGCCGCACCUCUCAGGUCAUAACUUCUCAGCCGCACCUCCCACCACAUGUCACGAUGGCUGCGGCUUUUGUCGAAGCUCUGAACGGAUUGAAAGUUGCACCAAAACCGCUUCAGCAAUUUACCUCUCAGAACACGUUUGCCGAAUUCUACUCGUCAUCGUUCCCUGUUUUUGCACUCGGCUCGGGGGUGUCCAAUUCCGACCUCCAGCAAGCCACCCGAGUGAUCAAUCAACAAGCUGAGGCGGAUCUCGGCUACGAGGAAUCGGAGUUGGCAGAGAUGGGCUACGCUGCAGCUGUUCCUGAACCUUGGCAGCUCCACGAGAGAAGUGCACCAGACGCCGCACGGUGGUACCAUGAGGAGUUUAACAAAGACGGCCCCCGCUCCGCCAACGACCCGCAGUGGUACCCACUUGGAUUCCUUGGAAUUAUUUCCAGCGAUUGGAUGGAAACGGGAGCGGUGUUGGUGUUUUACGACGCUCGGCAUCAACACCCCACGGACGAGCCGGUCGCUGUCAAGGCAUUCGUGUUGGACCCCGAAAAGAUUGGGCCAGCUGUCAUAAGUCUACGUCAAGGCGAUGACGAUUAUGAGAACGUGAAAAGGAAUAGCGCGAAGGAGUGA
Pyrenophora tritici-repentis Pt-1C-BFP is the source of this 749-nucleotide messenger RNA. RefSeq lists its product as uncharacterized. The record is from RefSeq and is a predicted model, not a curated record. Lineage: Eukaryota; Fungi; Ascomycota; Dothideomycetes; Pleosporales; Pleosporaceae.